Messenger RNA from Zootermopsis nevadensis, 3272 nucleotides. RefSeq names its product motor neuron and pancreas homeobox extra-extra (gene exex). Gene Ontology annotation, biological process: spinal cord motor neuron cell fate specification; central nervous system development; neuron projection morphogenesis. The record is from RefSeq and is a predicted model, not a curated record. Gene Ontology annotation, cellular component: nucleus. Gene Ontology annotation, molecular function: sequence-specific double-stranded DNA binding; DNA-binding transcription factor activity, RNA polymerase II-specific. NCBI's taxonomy places the organism in Eukaryota, Metazoa, Arthropoda, Insecta, Blattodea, Termopsidae.
AGUGCGAACAUAGGUAGCGUGCGUCUCGUUGCCAGGUUCGAGACCAGCUCACGUAAUUCACUGAGUAAGGUAUGUGUCUUGAUCUACAGACCAGUUUAACGUCGUUUAAAAGUUCUGUGACGUGGGGGAAAAUCUCCCAGUUCUGAUUUUAUGGGUCCAUCGCUCAUCAGCAGUUGGAACACGCAUCGAUUACAGCAAACGGUUCUUUUGUGCCCUUCGUAACAUGAACAGUUUAAAGAAUUUUCUUGUCGCAUGGCAUUAGCCAGAGGGUGUACUCUUAGGACGAAAAUAGUUUGAAAAUUACAUAAACUUUUGCUAAAAUGGCUGCUACGACGACAUUAGAGGCGAGCAGUGCUAACAAUAACAAUACCAACAGUGGUGCCACACUGAAGAAGUCGUUCUGUAUCGAGGCCCUGUUAGCACGGAGCGAAGAUCCGGAGGACGGUCCUGUGAGUCGCAGCGCUUCGCCCCGGACUCCGUCGCCGCAAUCGCCCGGGACGUCCGUCCACAGCGUCAGUCCGCCCAUCUCGCCCGGCUCAGAAGACGUCUCCUUGCCUGUCGACAGCUAUUCCGGAGUGCCGGGUUCGAGUCCACACCUGAUACCAAGACCCGGACUGCUCGCCAACCCCACGACCCCGUCGUCGGCAGUAGCUGCGGCCUUGUUCGCCGUAAAUCACCACCAGAAUCAUCUGAAUCAUCAUGCUGUUUAUGGCUUCCCUAAUCACCAUCACCAUCAUCUUUUGACGGGAGGUUCAGCCUUCCAUCCGUUGGAUGGGGCAACGGGUGGUGUGAAGGGUGGAGGCGGUGCGCCCGGAGGCGGGGCGGGGCCUACGGGGAACCAGCAACACCUCCAGCACAUGCAGCUGGAGUGGCUGGCUAGGACCGGCAUGUUCUACCCCCGUCUGCCGGAUCUCACAGGUUGCGGCCCUCAGCACGCCCUCCUUGGGAAGACACGGAGGCCCCGUACGGCCUUCACCAGCCAGCAGCUUCUGGAGCUGGAAAAGCAAUUCAGACAGAACAAAUACUUAUCCAGACCGAAGCGUUUCGAAGUCGCUACCAGCCUCAUGCUUACGGAGACACAGGUCAAGAUCUGGUUCCAGAAUCGCAGAAUGAAGUGGAAACGCAGCAAGAAGGCACAGCAAGAGGCCAAAGCGAAGGACGAGGCAGAGAAGCGCAAACCCACGACUGCGUCCAGUAGCGGCAGCACACCGACGGACAGCAAAGCGAAAGAGACGUCGCACGGGGACAGCGAGACAUCGGGGCAGCAGAUGGCCUCCAGUAGAAGCGUCAGUCCUGCCAUCAUGGACAACCAUAGCACCAGCGCUGUGGCCACAGCCACUAACCUCGUGCUGGAGCAGAACUUCCAGCCACAGGGCAACGCCACCAGAGUGCAUCACCUGCACCACCACCACCUCCAGAACCACCAUCGGCGUCUCAGCCUCCAAGAUGCCGGCGAGACUCUUUACAGGCCCUACGUUGUGUAAACGGGCCACAGCGUCGUUGCAAAAAUUGUCCCGUUUCCUUAAAAUCUUGGUGGCCGCAACUGAACUUCUCGUCGCGCUGAUCAAUGAACACACACGACACAAUGUACGAAAGUCUUGCAUAUCAGUUGUUAAGCUCAAAUAAAUCUUGAUUUCUUAGAUAUUCUCGACAGUGUGAAUGGUUCGUGGUAGAUACGCAUUGCCCUGUUUAAGGUAACAACAGUCUUCUGGGACGAUACGCCUUGUAGUCUCUAGUAAAAGUUGAUCGCCCUGAUCAUGGAGGAAGUAAGCACCUUUGAAAACUUCAAUCAGACUACACGGCGCAAUAACCAAGAAUUCAUAAUUACCGCCGUGAGAACCUCAAAUCAAACUACAGUCAAAUUCUCUCAUAAUGACGAAUGGUUAAGUAUGAACUUUGAUUAAACGAUUGACCGACACUGUUCCUUCUCACAAGCUUAAUCCCCUUUCUUGUUUAAGACAAAAUUAAUGUUGAUUUUGUGUCUAUGAAUAUUUUUGUUAUAAUUUUGCAAUACAUUUUCUCCGUAAGUAGAUAGCCUAAAUAUAAACGACGUUCGAGAAAAUACUCGAGAACUCACAUGUCAGCAUUCUGUUGUGUGUGAGACGUUAAAUCAGUAACAACAUUUGUACUUCAAUUAACACAACUGCAUUUUUCUUCCUACCCGAGCGACAUGUUUCAGCGAUCCGUCAUCUUCAGGGGUCUAUUAUACAGAAUGCUCCAUGUAAAACGUGAUCCAACUACAACACACGAGAUUCUUCGCGCACAAAACGAGACCAAUGGCAAAAUUGAAUUAUUGCAGCUGAUGCAGUACUUGAAGUAGUCAACUGUUUUAUCACUAGAUGAGCACUUUCUGUGUUUCGAAAUUCUGUUACCAGUCGGUGUAUGCGGUACUCCCUUAUCCAGAUAUGCAUUGCUAAAUGUUACUCUAACAGCAGCAAACGAUUUUGAAACAAAAUAACGUUCGAGAAUAAACACGUGUUCAGCUCCUGACUACAUGUUCGCAAUUGCACAGCUCUACCGCAACUUGCUUGAGCAGUGGCCUAGCAACCUGGAUGACCUUGGGGUAGUCUAUUGCAAGAGGGUGGACCUGCUUCUGAUUUAAUUUUGUGUCGUGGUACGUGACUGUUGUUGGUUUGUGUUUUGAAUGUUACACACCCUGCAUAUAACACAACGUUUGAGAUUUGUGAGAACUUCGUGAAAGCUGAAGAUGACUGAAUAGUCGAAACAUGUCGCUGUGAUAAAAAUUAGAGUGCAGUUGUGUUGGAUAAAGUUUAAUUACUGUUACUGUUUCGGGAAGUGUUCUGAUGUGGAGUUCAGUUGCUUUAUGUGUUAUGAUUCGGCCAUAACACAGAUAAUGUGAACAAGUAUCAACUAAGGUGUCGUGAUGUGAACUGUUGUACACAGCGGCUAAUACGGAACUUGUUAGAUUUAUCUCAGCCGUGACUUUGUGCGAGCGAGCACGCGUGUGUAAAUAAGACAGUGUCGUGCGUGUGACGUGUGUUGUAGGCCUAAAGACACUUUAAAAACAAAAACAAUAGUGGUCCAACCUUAACCACCAUUCCCGCCCUCUGCCCGUCAACAAAGCAACAGGCGUACGUACAAGUGGAAUAGACGCCUCUAAAUCAACAUGGAAUAUGACUCUUGUGUUUACAGUUGUCCUUUAGUCUACCUUUCAGAGGAAAGGCAGGGUUAUGGCACCAUGUCCGUGCGAUUUCCCAUCAUACUCCAUAAAUUCUGAAUAAAUAAUUUAAUUUAACGUGGUAUGUACACAA